This is a messenger RNA of Daldinia loculata, 1193 nucleotides long. RefSeq lists its product as uncharacterized. The record is from RefSeq and is a predicted model, not a curated record. Lineage: Eukaryota; Fungi; Ascomycota; Sordariomycetes; Xylariales; Hypoxylaceae. Bases 328 to 969 code for a protein of 213 amino acids. The transcript has 6 exons.
AUCUCCGCCAUGUCAGAAACGACGGACAGAACACCUCUGCUCCCACAACCGGUACAGGUUCAGUAUCGUAGCUAUCCUAGCCAAUCAAAUAGUCAUUCUAUCUACCUUCGGGCGUGCCAUUCGUCUUGCCACUUCAUCAAUCAGAAAUUCCUCUUAUUUCUCCGUUUCGUUUUCGCCGCCUACCUCUCAGCCGUAUUCGGAGUGUCGCUCAAGUAUAAGCUCGAGACUGAAGACAAGCAUACUUUUUGGCAUCUCCUAUUCCAGUUCUCGACCGUCUCCUUCUGUAUACAAUAGGCAUGGCAUCUGCAGGUGACGCUCUGGACCGCUAUGCAUCUUAUUUCUCCGAAGGCAAUUGAAAUAGAUUCCGACGAAUGCAAGGGGCACAAGUUCAAGGCUUACUGUCUCCGCUUCCUGUCACCGCCGAAUAAAGCUACCUAUCCUAUCAGCCGGUAUUGUUUUAGCUUAUACUAUACGAUUGCUCAAAUCUUCCCCAUCAUGAAUACGCUGAUCUAUUGGGGCUGCCUCGUUCCCUCAGGACGUGGCGGUUUCAAAGCGCCGACGCUACCGCAUCACGAGACAGUCGGACACCAUCCAGAAGACAAGGGGCUCUUUGAACAAGACCCGAUCGAAAUAUUUAGUAUUAUCAACAUCUGGACUAUCACAACGGUUAUCGCAUUUACCGAAAUCUGCUUCCUCAAUAGCAUCCGCCGACAAACCCCUAUUAUAGGUCAUGCGGUCGGAGUCAUGUUCUGUAGCGGUGCGUAUCUCGCCUGGUCGGAGUUGGGCAAACUCGUCACAGGGCGCUCGGGGCUUUUCUUCCUGGACCCUGAUAUCAUAAAAAUCCCGGAAGCCAUCAUCGCAGCGUGUAUCGCUUUUGUCGCGAUAUCUCCAGGAAUUUUCACGUACAUGUACGGAUUAGUCGCCAUGCGCGAGACGAUCACAGCGGUGCGUAACGAUUCGUCUGGCUAAGUAAGGCAUUGCUCUCCAUUGGAUUGAGUAUGCUCCGAUUGCAUAGUUUACCAGAAUUAGACGAGAUUGGUAUUACUUUGUGUAAGAUGCUUGUAGAUGGCUAUCAGGGCCAGAGAUUAGGCGCCCUUUUGACUUACUCGAUGUUCACCUAUGAACCGCGUUUAGAGAGGCCAGAGUUUGGUUGUGAGAGUGAAGUCCGAAUAUACCUGGUACCUAAAGAUGUC